This is a messenger RNA of Anopheles stephensi (Asian malaria mosquito), 6572 nucleotides long. RefSeq names its product mucin-5AC-like. Gene Ontology annotation, molecular function: histone binding. Gene Ontology annotation, cellular component: nucleus. The transcript is spliced from 4 exons. Bases 464 to 4297 code for a protein of 1277 amino acids. The record is from RefSeq and is a predicted model, not a curated record. NCBI's taxonomy places the organism in Eukaryota, Metazoa, Arthropoda, Insecta, Diptera, Culicidae. Gene Ontology annotation, biological process: positive regulation of transcription by RNA polymerase II; DNA damage checkpoint signaling.
AGUUGCUGUCAGAGGCACCAUACAUUUCAGGGAGAGUCGCCGCCAUUAUUUAUCGUAAAUCGCGGCAUAUUCUGCACGGAAUUGGUGCUAAAGCGGUUGUCGUGCCGAAAAGGAACCGGAGUGCACCGCAAGAUCGUUAUCACAUCAGUGCCAGACGUGCGAGUGUGGAAAUAAUAGUGGCAUUUCCCGAGUGCGAGCGUGCUGUGGAAAACGCGACUCGAAAAAGUGAACGACGCCGGGAGUGCGAAAGCGAAGCCGCCACGGGUAGCUGAGAAAGGAAGAAGAAGCAGCAGCAGCAGCGGUGGUUUCUGCAAGCGUGCUUGUGUGCGUGUAUGGUCUCGGUGCGUGCGUCCGUGAUUGCGCGUGUGUUAGUGAGUGUUGGUCGUUUUCGCGAGAAGAACUUUACCAACGGUGGAAAACGCAUUGACCGAAACAUCCAAGCAGCAGCAGCCCGGAAACAAACAUGGAUCUUGGCGGUACGGCGAAGGCGGCGACGGUGGCCUCUCCGGAGUCCACGGUUGUUGUAGUCGAAAAAGCGUGUCCUGUUACGGAUGUGGCCGAAAAGCCCGCAGCAUCUGGCAAAAACGGUUCGGUCCCAGACUCCAGUGCUGAUUCGACGAAGGAUUCCGCUAGUGCAGUAGCUAGCUCGCCCGGGAAGCCUAAAGAAGCUUCCAAGGAAACGGUUUCGUCGCCCUCGCCCAAGAAAGCAUCCGACGAUGUUGUUGCUAAAGCUGACGGGGCAAACAGCAUAGCGGAAGUUACGAAAAGUCCCUCAAAACAACCUGCCGUAACAACCAGCACACCGAGCGAAAAGCCACAGCCAGAUAGCGAGCCGGGUCGGCCCGAUACAACACCACCGAACGAUAAACUGGGCCAGCAGCAGCACCAGGAUCAGAUUGAUGAAGAUGAUGAGUUGUUGAAGCGGAUGGAAGCGAUAGAAAAGGGUGAGGAUUUGGAUGCGCUGCCGGAAGAUGUAAACCAUCAGAACGGUACGCUGGAAAAGACACCAGAAAAAAAGGAAUCUGCCGGAAAGGCAAUGGAAGUCGGCGCUGUAGAUGCUGCUAAAGCUAUGGCGACGAAAUCAUCGGAAGCAUCAGUGGAAAAGGUGUCCGAAUCGGAUGUGGUAAGUCCAGCCUCCAAACGAAAACAUCCGUGUUCCGUAGAGGAGGUCGAGCCUCAAGUGAAAAAGGUGCACAUCGCUGACGUGACGGAUGGUCCCGCCGAGUCGAAAGGGACCACAAGCUCGGAAAAACAACAUUCCCUCGCUAAGCAACCGACAAGUGGCGAACCAUCGGAGGAACCACCUGGACCAUCCGAAAGCAACGCGCAGCAGAAGGACGAGAAGCCACCGUCGUCGGUUGAGAAGAUGGAAGUGGACGGAUCGCCAGAACCGGAAGCUUCAUCUCCGAAGGAUGUAGAACUGCUGGCCGAUACGGAACCGAACACGGAACCGGAUGCUAUGGAUGAGAAAUCCGAGGAAAUAAGUUCGUCGGUCGUGGAAGAACCGAUGCGCCAGGACGGAGAAGCGACCGAAAGUUCCAACAAGGCAGACCACUCGAAUGUGUCCAGCUCGGACGACAAACGGGAGGGCACGACGACGAUGGCGAGCGAAAAUCCCAAACCUCCGGACAGUGAAGUCUCCGCGUCAGUGCUUCCGACGCCCUCCGGAGACGAAGCCAUGGAUGUGGAUGAGGACGAAAAUGAUGUUGCCGAGAGCAGCAGUACCGGACCCGCACCGGCGGUUGUUUCCGUUCCUGUACCGGUAGUGGAGCCUCCGUGUGUCAAGAAGGUUGCGUAUCUGUGCGGUGAAGAGGAACCGAAAGAGGCGGACGAAAAGGAUGCCGUUGCUUCGACUGUAAAGCCUACCGCGUCCUCUGCCGCCACAUCUUCAACACCACCAGCGAAAGAGGUGGGCGAGCGGAUGGAUGUGGACUCGGCGCCAAAAGCAUCUUCGAGCAGUGUUGCAGCCGCUAAACCGGUGGCCGUCGAACCAGAGGAUGUGGUGGACAGUAGCAACAUCGUUACGACUGCCCCGAAGAUAGUGGUGGAGUCGGUGGAGAAGCCCUCGGAAUCGGUCAAGGCACCCGCGGAAGAGGACAGUAUCGUCGAAAGCUCGCAACCAUCAUCCAGCAGCGACACGAAGAAAAAACAGCCAAACGAACCGCUGCGCGAAGCCGUGCACCGGAAUGCUCUACUGGCCAAGGCAACUAGCACACCGAACGCAACUGCGACCGAGUUGACGCCUUCGUCCUCCAAUCCCUCAACACCCAAGUCGCUAAAUCCGGUAACGACAUCCGCCGUCAGCUCGUCCAACGUUUACAGCUCCACCCCGAUCCAUCCGAGCUUUGGAAAGGCGGUAAGCUCGGGAAAUGUAAGUAAAAUCACGAACCCACCAUCGUCGAUAGAAUCCAGCAGAAUAGAGGCGGACGAAACAGCGGCAACGACACUGACCACCACCACCACCAGUUCGUUGAAUGAGACGGACGCGGAAGAAAAGAGCGCUGCUGCUGGCCACACGACAACGCCGGCGGCGAAAAGUUUGCCUUCGACAACGGAUACGGCCUCCUCGCAAACGAUGACCGCUUCGGCCGCCACAUCCGACUCGUCCGUCAAAAGUGCUUCGCCGAAGAAGGAGUUGCGGCACGAAGAGUCUAGCAGUUCGUCGAAGGGGGGUAGUCUGCACAAAUCGGGCGACAUUUCAGAAGUGGAUUCAUGCACAGCCUCCGGAAUGAACACUGCGGAAGAGAUCAAUUUGUACGUGAGCAACGCUCGGAAGCUAAAUGGCAUUUCCUCCACCUCGGAAGGGUCCGAUCUGGAUGCUAAAGACGAUGUGGCCAAACCGCUCGUAUCCGUCAAGCGAGAGGAUGAUGGCAAGCCCAGCGUCAGCUCGAUACAGCUAGACCUUUCCCGUGCCAUAUCGCCUACGACCUCUGCCGAACAGCAGUACGAAGUGAGCGUGUGGUACGAAGGCAAGGAACUGCAGUUUAUGUCGGUGGAACGAAUUCACGGUGGCGGCGCGAAGGCUGCCGCUGACACGGCCACGCACGAUGCGUUCAACAACGAUUCCUCCUCAAAGCAAUCAUCCACGGCCACCACGAACGGUAGCGUCAGUAGUAUAGGACCGUUCGCACUUCCCGGAACGCAGGCAGCCGCGAGCGCUACCCAAUCAUCCGACAGCAGCUCCUCGUCGUCGUCGUCGGGUGUCACCGUCACCGGGGUAAGGUCGACACUCUCGGUCACGGUGCCUCAGAUGAAGCAAACGGUAAUGGGACCGAAAGCGCUGUGCGAUUUGGUGAUUGAGGAGUUUAAAAAGCUGAGACGAACGUUUGCGCCGGACGAUACCACCGCGGACGACGACGAUGGUAGCGGCACACAGUUGUUGAAGACGCCCAAAACACCGAACGCUGGGCGGGGUCGCAAGGAAAGCGCGAAGAAGAGUGGUCCGCGGGGCCAGAAGCGUUCCAAGGCAGCCGACAGCGAGGAGGAGGAUGACGAUGGAGGGAACGAGUCGCGCACGCCACGCUCCUCGACCGGAUCCGCCUCGAAGCAAGCGACCAAACGCUCGAAACUGGUACCGACCAAUGAUUCCCCGGUGGCCAGCUCGAGCACCACGCCAAAGUCGAAAGCUGCGCUGGCCGCGGAACCGAAGCAAUUUGACAUUUGCUGUCUGGCACGGUGGACCGACCGCAAGUAUUAUGCCGGCCGGGUGACCAACUACCGGGGGGAUAAUAAGUAUGUGGUGGUGUUCGAGGACGGGUGCUCCAAAACGCUGUCGCGUGACAUCAUCGUGUUCGGGGAGGAUGGCGUGCUGCCGAUCCAGCACCACUCGAUUCACGCCCUCACCGGUGGCGACACGUACGAACCCGCCAUCGUGGAGGAGAUCAAGCGAACCGAGGCCAACGAGGUGGUGUACGGUGUGCGGACGGCGUCCAGCACGCUCGAGGUAACGGCCACCGACAUCUAUCUCACCGACGAGCAGGCCAAGUGGAUCCACAACGCGUGCAAGGACAAGCCGAACCCGAUUCAAAAGCUGCUGCAAUCGGCAGCGGGCGCCACGGGGACCGGCGGCACUGGUGCGGCAGGAGAUGCUGCCGGUGGCAGUGUGGGCAGUGGGCCGGAAGCAAACCCGUCCCUAGCGGCGUCGGAUUCGGUGACGGAUGCCAGCGACAAAGGCGCUCGUUCCACGCGCAGCAAACGUGGUGGCGCGGGAGCACUGGACAAAUCGAUCGGAACACCGGAAGCUGGCUAUUCGGGCGGAGUCGGUAAAAAAGGACGCCGUGGACGAAGGCUUUCAUAAACAUUCUGGCGAAAGAAUGCGCCCUCCUCUUCAAAAACAAAUAGCACCAGCCCCCCAGACCCCCCCCCCGCCCCCCUGUACACCUUGCGCCCACUUCUGUCCUUAACUACUACUACCACUACUACAUAUACAUGCUAUCUACUCCACUCUCUCUCUACCACUUAAAUACUCAGAGUUGAUCCGUCGGGUCUCCACCACCAACGAGACAACGGCGGCGACGACGACGGCGACGAAGACGGGCGGAGGGUCAGAGAAUCUUUCGAUUUUAAAAGCAAUGACGAAUUGAGCACACGAAUCUAAGCCAAGCGCAUCCUUUCCGUUAUUAAAGCACACACACGCACACACACACUCACAGAACGAGUGUAGAUUUGAAUCCUGGAUGAAGGACGCGUAAUUUAGACAAGAAUGCAACUCUGUUUGGUCCGUUUUAGUAUAGAGCGCGCGUGUGUGCUAUACUGUGAGGGUUACUGUUGUAGCCCUUGCUUUUUCUUAAUAGAUCUUCCAGAGACCCCAAUCUCUCUCUCUCUCUCUCCCCCAACACCCUCAUUAGCCCUCAAUAAUGACCGAGACCCGCCAGUUCGGGGGGAUGAGCUCACACACUCACUCUGCUGGUUCGUAUACAGACACAGGCACACACAGAACUCAAAUUGUUUGGCAUUCCUGUGAACUCUCUGAAGCAUAUUAGCAAAAAGAAAACACACGCUGUCCGUCUAUGUUCGGAGCGUACAUGAAGGUACAUUGAAGGUAAUACGGCUGCGUACACAAAACACCUCGGUGUGUACGAGGCUCUUAGUGUUAGGUUUUAACAAAUGUCAGCAACAGCAAAAAAAAAGGCGGAUUGAUUAUAAAAUAAGGCAGGUAUAGAGGGAAGCGAAGCGGAGAUAGAAAGGAGUGCGCGUGGAAAUUCAAACACACAAGUUCAAUGGUUAAAUUCUAGACGGUGUAAGUUAUUAGAGUAGCAAAUGGAUGGAAAUAGAGGAAACACUAGCGGUGCGCCAUCAAAGCCAUCUCUCGCGAGCGCAUGGUUAUAAUAAUCGCACAAAAUUCAGCAUAAUAUCUCUACGUAACACGCUGGGUAGUAAUUUUGAUUUUACGUUCCCUUUUCCUUCGCGAUGGCUUACGAUGACCCAGAUUUUAGGAUGAGUGUAGCCAGCUUAGGAGCGGUACGAUUUUAUCCCUUCUUUCGUUUAUCUCCUUUUUUAAUCGGUAGCAGAUAGCGAGUCGUUACUUCUGGUGGUGAUGUGCCGAUGGUGAUAAGGAGGCCACCGCUAAUCGAACUCCAAGUACUAAUAACGAAGCUGUAUUAUGUGUUUCUUCCAUCAAUGUAAUGACUUUUAAUCUGGACACUACUGUCACGGCUAGGAGUAGCGCGCGGUUUAAGGUAUCUAGUAGAUAAUUGCAAGCAACCAACCACAAGGGGGGGAAGGACUCCCGCCGACCUAUCCUAUCGGCGCCGGUGGCGAGAGAGACGAAUUUUACGCAUAAAAGUAGUAGGUAACGCAGCAUUAUGAGUUUGAGAUGUAAAAUAGCAUAUACAUAUAUAUAUAUAUACGUAAGGUAAAGGGCGCCCGUGUGAGGUGGUGUUUGAGGACAAAGAGUACGCUCUAGCUGAUUUGAUACAGGUACAGAGACGCACCGGACAACCCCAUACACAACACACCCGCCCUCUCUGUAAUGCCACGCUAGAAUCCUCAGUGGGCAGUGUUUCUUGCAGCGAGCGGCGCGCCGUAGCAAAUGUAAAUGAGGUGCACGCAAACUGUUCGCUCGGUCGCUGGCUCUAUAUCAAACAUUCUGUAAAAAAUAACAAACUCAUCUUGAAAAACCCUCUCGGACACCGCGCUCGACGCGCUUCCCUCUCGGUGGGCAAUACAACUAUGAAAGUAUCAGCAUUAGUUCGUAUGGUUUAGAGAAUCGUAGAAGAGCGCAAUAAGCGCACACACACACACCCACACAUAUAUAGUACAUUUUAGCGAGCGAAAUAACAAUACGAAAGCCAACGCACCCGUAAAUCGAUGCACCACUGCGUAAAGCGAGCGAAGGAAUCGUUUAAUCGGUUUGGGGGUCGUCGCCGCAAAACAGGCAGCAUGUGCGUGAGCAACACCACCAUCAAGCCGGGGAUGAGGAAGCAGGCUCCAUCGUGUGCGACCGCGCAGCAACCGACGACAAUCCGCAAAAUGCCCGUGUGCCCCCUCCUCCCCGUGGUGAACAUGUAUCAAACUGGCUCUUCGAAUAAAAAAAUGGUCAAAUAAACAACCCACAAAACGAUCCGGAAGCA